CACACUAAUGAUUCCGCCCAUUCUCCCUUGACAGCCAAACAGAGUCAUUGCGCUCCUCAACCCCUCAACAUUGUACAUGUAACAUGUACUAUCUUCAGAGUUUACUGUUAAAUCUCCGGUGACAUUAACAACGCGCCUGUGUUCUCGAGAAUACAUCCGAACAAGUACGCGUCUCGGGUUCCGCUUGGUUCGGUGUUGUGAAGAUGGGGAUACGCGGAGUUUUGAUUUGCGCUUUUAUAGCGUCUUUAACGUCGCUAAGUGACGGAAGUUUGGACUGCGAUGAGGUGCGUAAAGUUUUUCAACUGAAGCAAAUCGGACCCGUGAAAUCGGUACCUGAAACGCCGCGUACAGGUUCAGACCUCCAAGUUUGUGUGUCCAAGAAUCUGACAUGCUGCACCAAGAAGAUGGAGGAGCGCUACCAAGUGGCGGCACGCCAGGACAUCCAGAACCUUCUCCAGAUAUCCAGCUCUAGUCUGAAGUAUCUGAUCUCACGUAAUGUGGCUGCUUUUCAGGAAACUGUCGAGUCUCUUGUGCGACAGGCGGAGAACCACACCCAUACCAUCCUCCUGCACACCUAUGGUGACCUGGCCAAUCACGCGGCGGCCCCCAUCGGCGAGUUUUUCACAGACGUCAGUCUCUUCGCCUUGGGUUCUGAGCUCAGUUUGGAAGAAGCCUCGCAGGGCUUUUUCGAAGCCCUUUUUCCCCUCGUUUACGAACGUCUGGUCGAACCCGGUCUCUCUCGUCUGUCCCCCGCGUAUGCAGAAUGCGUCCGAGGGGCCUGUCGGGACCUGGCGCCGUUCGCAGGGGCCCCCGGGCGCCUCGCCGCACAGAUUUCCCGUGCCUCCCUCCCCGGCCGCCUCUUUCUUCAGGCUCUCCAUUUGGGCGUGGAGGUCAUCAAUACUACGGAUCAUUUUCAGAUUGGCCGUGAAUGCAGACGGGCUCUGCUGCGGAUGAAUUACUGCCCGCACUGCCAGGGCCUGACCGCCAGCAAGCCGUGCAUGGGCUACUGUCUCAAUGUGGUCAGAGGAUGUCUCGCAAGCCUGGCCGAGGUGGAUUCGCAUUGGAGAGAGUUUGUGCGAUCGCUAGAGGCCCUCUCGGCUCGCAUGCACGGGGGACAGGACCUGGAGCAGGUGCUUUUGGGAACACACGGGUUGGUUAGAGACGCAGUGGCCCAUGCUCAGAAAAAUGGACCUCGGCUUUCUGCACAGGUGCACAAGGUGUGCGGUCAUCCGAGUAGACAGCCGGAGCAGGUGGGCAGCGUUCAGCAUCCAACCAGCAGCCGAGACUCCAUCCCUCUUAAAGGACUCAUCAGAUACACAGAGGAAACGCUCAGUAAAUUAAGAAAGGAGUUUAUCAACCGUCUGCGUCUUUACCGUACGUUUUAUGGUGGUCUGUCAGAUCAGCUGUGCGUCAGUGAGUUGUCUUCUGCAGAUGGACUGUCCUGCUGGAAUGGUGCUGAUGUUGGGAAAAGCUACACUCUCCGGGUCGUUGGCAAUGGGAUUAAAGCUCAGGCGGAAAACCCGGAAGUCAAAGUGAAGGAGGUGGAUCCCGUGAUCAAUCAAGUCAUUGAUAAACUGAAGCACAUCAAUCAGCUGUUGCAGGGAAGGUCUAUUCCAAAAUUGGGAACGCUGGACCAGAUCGAGACUGGAAGUGGAGACGGAUACAGCGGAGACUGUGAUGACGAGGACGGAUGCUGGGGGUCCGGUAACGGAGCUACAGAGAGGAGAAGAACAGUCACUUUAUUGACUCCUGAAAAGUCGAACAAUCACAGAUACCAUCACACACAAACAGAAGACUUUGAUCGGCAGAAUUCAGGCGCAAGAGUCAUUCAGACUUUCUUACCAACUUUCCUCUUGAUAUGUGCUUUUGCACUGUUAUCAGGCUAACUUGGACCAACUGGGAUUUUCCCAGGCCAAAGAUUGUUUUUAUUAUGGAAAUUUUCCAGAUUUAAACAGUGGAGUUUUGACGUGCCAGUCGUCGUCAUCUCGCUGAAAUUACGUCUGAAACGAAACUGCAAUGAUAUUGAUGGCAUAGAGGACUGUGAGAAAAAUGAACUCGAAAACAUGUCUUUUCAUAAAAAAAAUAUAUUUCAAAGUGUUUCUAUGCUAAACGUUAACAGGCUACUAAAAAAUCAGGCGAAUGUUUUAUUGCCAUGAAUAAUGUGCAGGGUUGAAAAUAAGUAACACUUUUCUGAGAAAAAAAUAUUUAAUGCUUUAAUAAUGUAUGAUAUAUUCAAAGCAUAUUUUAGGACUGAAAUGAACGUAAAUAGCGCACUUCAUAUCAGCGUUUUAAAUGGAACGAUGCAAUAUUUCUGAUGUCACGUACUGCUUUUGAAAUUCUUGGUACCAUGUACCAAAAUGACCUCUGUUUUUGUUUUUAUUCAUUUUUUAUGUUUUUAAUGUACUUUUGGGGCGGUUUCCAGGAUGGGGUUUAGAUUAAUCCAGAUCUUAGUUAUAUUAGACAUUUAAACCACACCUUACUGUUAUGCAACUUGAGAUAAAACAAUGACAAUGAUCAAUUUUAGGAUAUGCAAGUGCAAGCUGAUUUCAGUUAGGACAUCUUAAACAAGCAAUUUAGUCUUGGACUAGACUUAAGCCCUUUCCAGGAAACCGCCCCAUAAUCUAAAUUUGCGUACAACGCACCUUAACAAAAUGUAUAGAGAUGUGUUGAUUUACGGUGUAUUUAUUCUUGGUUACAAAGUGACAUUAAACAUAUAAUGAAACUAAAUGUCCCACACACAUGAAGUCAAAUUACAUUAUCUAGCGUUUUUCUUAGGGCUGUAACGAUUAUUCGCGUGUCCCGUUAAAAAUGCUGAACUCGAUGUCUGAAAUCGAUUCUGAAUCGCAAGGCUGCGAUUCUAUGUUUCACGCACAGCUUGUGUGUGUACUAUGGCAUUUGGUCAGUAGGAAGUCCUUAUCAAUCUAGAAUCAUUAUGAGUCGGAGUCGUUUGCUUUUAAAAAAGUGACACUCGUUAAACAAAAUCAUUCAAAAUAUUCUUUAUUAUCAUGAAAAUACCUAAAACAAUUUUAAAGAACAGCGCUAUAAAUAUUCCUGUAGACAUUUCCUGGAAUAGCGUUUGUAAUGAUACUUCUUCUGUGGCACAAAGGGAGUUUCUGCACGAGAGCGCCCCCUGGCUUUGGGAUGUUCUUGGAUUUCACCGUAAUUCAUUCAAAUUUAUUCAUUGAGAAAACGCGCAUUUGCAUGAUUAAUCAUUACAGCCCUAGUUUUUAUAACUGUACAAAUAGUUUUUUUUAGUAGCAAGACACUUUUCACAAGAAGGUUAAGUGGAUUUCUACAUACAGUAUGAGGAGCUCAGAUGCAAAAGCCGCUAAAUGCCACUUCUGUCAAAAAUGAGAUAAUGAUCAAAUGAAUGCUCUUGGCACGUAUUAUAUGUUCACCAAAAACUGUUGCUUCAA
This is a messenger RNA of Paramisgurnus dabryanus, 3416 nucleotides long. RefSeq names its product glypican 5a (gene gpc5a). Gene Ontology annotation, biological process: regulation of protein localization to membrane; cell migration; positive regulation of canonical Wnt signaling pathway. Lineage: Eukaryota; Metazoa; Chordata; Actinopteri; Cypriniformes; Cobitidae. The record is from RefSeq and is a predicted model, not a curated record. Gene Ontology annotation, cellular component: cell surface; plasma membrane; extracellular region.